Molecule: messenger RNA, 873 nt
Organism: Acytostelium subglobosum LB1
Lineage: Eukaryota; Evosea; Eumycetozoa; Acytosteliales; Acytosteliaceae
Exons: 3
Coding region: 1-873 (290 amino acids)
Molecular function (GO): peptidyl-prolyl cis-trans isomerase activity; protein binding
Source: RefSeq, a predicted model, not a curated record
AUGUCAAUGCCUUCAUCACCAUCAGCAUCUCCUUCACUUACAUCGUCUGCAGAGAGACAACUUAGAAGACCUGGUAUACAAUUGGAUACGGAUGGAUGUUUGAUUAAACGUGUAUUGAAGGAGGGUCAUGGUGAACUACCACCAGCACGAGGCGCAAUAGUCACUAUACAUUACGAAGCAUACUUAUCGAGUGGACCUCUAUUCGAUAGUAGUGUACAGAAUAACACACCGUUGACAUUCAAGCAUGGUCAAUCAACUGUUGUCGAGGCAAUUGAGAUGGCCAUACCAACGAUGCGUGUUGGUGAGGAUGCUGAGAUCGUCUCAACACAGCGCUACGCCUAUGGCAAGAAUGGCAUGCCUCCCUUCGUCCCGCCCAACACAUCCAUCACCUAUAAAGUUCAGCUCAUCUCAUUCAAGAUUGACAAUGUCAAUGACUACAACAACUUUGAUACAUUGCUUGCCAAGGCCAAGAAUGAGAAGGAUAAGGGCAAUGAGUACUUUAAUCAACAGAGACACAAGUUGGCAAUGAAGAGAUACAUUAAGGGAGUAUGGCUACUUGGAGACAGUAGAUAUACGAUGGCAUUGGACGAUACAAGGUCAAAGAACCUCAAGGAGUUGCUCAUUGUGUUGUACUUGAACUUGGCAACAUGUAAUAUUAAGUUGGCCAAUGGCAGACUGGCGUUAACCAAUUGCGAGAAGGUCAUGGAGUUGGGCGGAAGCAGUGCCAAGUUCUACUUCCGCAUGGGUCAAGCCUAUUCACUCAACAAGCAAUACGAAUCAGCCAAGCGAUGCCUUGUUCAAGCCAUUCGUCUGGAACCCAACGAUGUCAAACUACGCGAGGAGUUGGAGAACAUCAAGAAGAUGCUACAGUAG